This is a messenger RNA of Rosa chinensis, 1722 nucleotides long. Its product is annotated as UPF0481 protein At3g47200. NCBI's taxonomy places the organism in Eukaryota, Viridiplantae, Streptophyta, Magnoliopsida, Rosales, Rosaceae. The record is from RefSeq and is a predicted model, not a curated record. Bases 79 to 1551 code for a protein of 490 amino acids. The transcript has 2 exons.
UCUGUUAUCUUCUUCCAUUAAUACUAGGCCCCUUUUCUUGCUGAAUGAUCCUGCAACUUGUCUGAUUUUCAGCAUAAUAUGAGCAACUUAGAUCAGAUCCAAUACGAAGGCAUGGGAGGUACCAGUGAUAUAGAAAAGGGUGAAGUGGAUGAAAGCGUUCCAGUUCAUCUAGAACGUAAAGGUCAUUCUCAAAAGAAAAAAAAACAACGUAAAGGUAUGACUGUUGAAGAAAGGAAAAGAACCUUCAAUUUAGAGAUUUCGGUGGCCGAAUCACCUUUGCCUUUUUCAUGUUGCAUCUUCAGAGUUCCUGAGGUGCUACGAAGACAAAAAAAGGAGGCAUACACACCUGACAUAGUCUCAAUCGGGCCCUUUCAUCGAGGUGCUAAAAAAUUAAAACUCCUGGAAAAUGUGAAAAAAUGGUAUUUAAAAUGUCUUUUCUUACCACAGCGUCAGGGACAGCGCUCGACAGCAUUGAGCCUGGAUAGCUUGACUGAAAGGAUCAAGGUAGAGGAACUGGAUAAACGAGCCCGGGGUUGUUAUUCAGACCCAUGCCAUCAUCUUGACCAAGACGACUUCAUAGAGAUGCUUAUUCUCGAUGGUUGUUUCUUGAUAGAAUUAUUUCGUAAGGCACCUUCUCAACAUGAAGACAUUCGACAAGAUAAUGACGACCCUAUUUUCAACAUGUCUUGUAUGCUCGAAUAUCUGUACCAUGAUCUUCUGUUGCUAGAAAAUCAGCUACCUUGGUUUGUGCUCCAGUAUUUCUAUAAUCUAAUUGACAGCGGUAGCUCUAAACUCCUCAGAGAAGUGGUAAUCGACUUCUUCAAAGAUUCAGUGUCUGAUUUCAAAAUUUUCAGCACCCGCGAUCCUAAGAUUGAGAUUCUUCACAUACUUGAUCUGAUUAGAACUUCGCUCGUUCAUGAACAUGAAGUUAAGAAUGAAAAUGUUCAGCAAAAACAAGACUCAGGGGUCCCUAUAACAAAUAUAAAAAAAGACCUAGUCCACUUGCCACAGAGGAUACCUAGUGCUGCUUCUCUUUCAGAGGCGGGAGUUGAAUUUAAAAAUGGCACCUCAGGUUGCAUAUUGAACAUAAAGUUCGAAAAAGGCGUUUUCACCAUUCCUCCUCUGGCUAUCGAUGAGAGGACGGGUCCUUUGUUCAGGAACCUUAUGGCCUACGAACAGUGUUAUAUCAGUUGCAAACACAAGAUAACAUCCUACGCGGUUUUGAUGGAUAACCUCAUCGAUACGAACGAGGAUGUGAAUCUUCUAUGUGAGAAACAUAUAGUAGCCAACUGGUUGAGUGCCGAUGAUGCUGCGAAGUUCUUCAACGAUCUAUACAAUGACACCACAGUGAUUGACUUUGUCUACAAGGAACUCUGCGAAAACGUGCAUAAAUAUCACGAAGCUACAUGGAACAGGUGGAGAGAGAAACUGAAACGUGAUUAUUUUGAUACACCAUGGGCUACUAUCUCUUUUUUCGCAGCUUUUGUCCUCCUGGUCCUCACCUUCUUGCAGACCAUUUACACAAUACAGCCAUACUAUCAUCCUCGUUAAUAAUGUUGGAUGUCACCUAUUAUAUAUGUUUCAAUCUAUUAUUUUGUUUGCCUUUCAUUUUCUUUCAAGCUUACAAAAUAAGGCUUGGCGCGCCAUUGCAUAUGUAAUCUAUUUUGUUGUUGAUAUAUUAUUGUAUCUAAAGAGAUUCUGAAUACUAUUCUUCUUGAUCAU